Molecule: messenger RNA, 743 nt
Organism: Paramecium primaurelia
Lineage: Eukaryota; Ciliophora; Oligohymenophorea; Peniculida; Parameciidae
Source: the annotation of a GenBank genome assembly
AUGAAUUAAGGUUUGAAUAAUAAGAGCAAGGCUAUUAUAAUUAAAUAGCCUUAUCCAACUUUUAUGAGAGCACUAAAUUUAAGUAAAAAUACUAAAUCAAAUCAUGAAAUACCUAAAGAAUAACAAUAAAUAGCAACCUAAAGAACUUAAAGAACCAUCAUACCUUCAAUGUAUGAAACUAAGUUAAUAUUAUAAAUAGAAAAUCAAUCUCAAAUAAAAAUAGUUAAGAAAAGAUAAGAGUUUACGAUGUUUUCAAAUAGAUUCCCAGAAACAAAAGCCAAUCUUAUCAUAAUCAAAUUAAUAAGAUGGAUGAGUCAAGAGAUAUACUAACUAAACUUAAUUAGCAGAAAAUAAUCAAUGUUGGUAAAUAUUUUAAGUUUAAAUGAAGUAAAGAUUGUUAAAAAACAUCUAGAUUUUUAGAACCAGUCUAAACAACUCAUCGUAUUGAACUACCUCCUUCAAAUAAAAAAAGAUCAUAUAGCAAUGCAUAACCUAUAGAUAAACUAUUUAAGAUGAAUGACAACUCAAUAUCAUAUAUUAAGCCCCCUUUAGAAACACAAAGGAAAAUCUCAAAAAUUAAAACUAAUUUAAAAUUAUAAAGAGAUGAUAAUAUAUUAGAUUUGUUACUAUUAAACACUUGUGAAUUAAAAAAAAAAUUGUCAAAUAAAUCAAGUAACAACAGCAGUUUUAUUUGUGUUAGACCUGGAAAACUGCCUAAAGACUUCUUUAUUUAUAAUUAAUGA